UCUGCAUUCGAUCGGUCACAUGCGCGCGUGUGUUUAGUUUCACUUCCGCACUCCGCUACAUCCUUGUUAGCCUCGUUAGCUCCCUGCAUGGCUUCACACUUCACACGUUUUGUUUGUUUGUUUGAGGGAAAGCGCCUUUAUUAACCAGGACAGACAGGAGUGCAGCUAACGACAUUCAUCUUAAACUACAAACCGCAUGCAGAUUCACUUUGUUUUAUCUGCCACGUUAAAAAAAAAAAAUCUUUAUUGUUGGAGAAGUCAACCAGGAAGCGACGUUAGCGUGAGGAAGCUACACACAAACUACUGUCAGUCUGUGUUAAACAGUAACUAACGAAGUCCAAGAAGUCAUGAAGGUAGUCAACAGUCGAAAUGGAGGGUCCUUCCUGGUGUGGACACUGACUGUUCAGCUGGUCCUGUGUGGGAGUGGGGUGUACGCCACUAACAGCACUAAAAACUGUAAACUUGCUUAUGAGUCUCCCUCAGAACGGAAAGUCCUCAACCGACUAGAGCCUCUAGCACAUAAGAAUUUUACAGUAGUCUCCAAUACUGCGGACGGCAAUUACACAUAUGUGUUCCAGUUGUGUGGGGAUGCAGCAGGCAUUCCAGGAGCUGGGGCUGUUCAGGUGGAGGACAAGAAACCAACAAGUAAAACGGUGAUCGGCAGUUAUAAUUCAACACGGGCCAUUGGAGGAAGUGACUGGGUGAUGUUAAUCUAUGAAAAAGGUGAUGCAUAUGAUGCCCACUGCUCCAAGGAAAUGAGGAAAGCCAUUUUCAUGAUUUCUUGCAACAGGAAAAUUGAUGUGGGGAAGCUGGAGGUGGUGCUGGAGGACAGAGAUAGGUUGCACGAAUGCUUCUACCUGUUUGAGCUGGACUCCAGUGCAGUGUGCCCAGCUCUUUCAACCCAGCUCAGCACUGGCUCCAUAAUCCUCAUCAUUGGGAUCUGCCUUAUGGCUGUUUAUCUCAUUGGAGGUUUCCUCUACCAGCGACUGAUUGUUGGAGCCAAAGGGAUGGAUCAAUUCCCAAAUUAUGCUUUUUGGGUGGAGUUUGGCAACUUGUCAGCGGAUGGAUGUGACUUUGUGUGCCGGUCACGAAAUCGUGAGGAAGCCCCCGCUUACAGAGGAGUGUCUUCAGAACCUUUAGAAGAAGAGCAAGAGGAGAGAGACGACCACUUACUACCUAUGUGACCUCAACACGUCAGAAAUGUGACAGAAAGUUUCACUGUGUGACAGAAAGUUUUCACUGUGUGACACAGUUUACUCUUUCACAGGUUAGGUGAAGUUGCUGUUAGACACAAGUCUUGUUUUUCUUGUGCUGGUUUAAGUUAGGACCUGUUGACACUUUGUGUGUUUUAUUCCAGACUUGUGCCUAGGGCAACUACUGUGUAAUCUGUCUGUUAAAGGGCAUGUUACUCAUAGGGCUGACAGACCUGCCCACUCUCUCCACCCAGUGCAUUUCAUUCAGCUGUUUGAGCACCUCUUCUUCCAUGGAAAUCUGGCACAAAACGACAGAAUUAAUAAGUUGGAUUUUUACAUAACUUCAACGUAAUGACGCAUUUCUCAUAUUCUUCUGCUUUAACUGAUGAUUGAUUGUUGUUUUAAGUCGGUGCAGUAAGUUCUCGGGUUUUGGUCGUGCACUGGCAGGUUACAAAAACACAAAGUGCUUUUGCUUGUGUCAUUUGGCUUUAAUCAGUUUAUAUGUUUUUGUUUUGAAAGUUAGAGAUGUAAAUGUUUAAUUUUAAGUACUGCGACUGUGACUUAAAACCUUGCUACACAACCUGAAAUCACUGCAAAAGCUAUAUCUCGGUUCAUUUUCACUUUUUAUCUGGGAUUCUCCCACACGACAGGGGGAAAGCUUCUACAUCAAUGAUGAUAUCUCCUUAAACUGGUUAGCAUGGCCAGCUUCUUGACAGAAAUCUGAGCUCCACAGUUUGUUACUGACAUCCUCUUUUUUUUUUUCAAAUUGAAGGAUCGACGAUACUAUUAAAUCGAUCUGCUAAAGUUACAAAUUUGGUGUCCCUCGGAAAGCAUCCAACUGAAAAAAAAAAAAAAAAGUAUGAUAAUUUUUGCUCUUAAAUACUACUAUGCAGUGGUGGGCAAUUAAAAGAAAUUUAUAUAUGAAUUCCACUUUUCAUAGGAUCUCAAAAAUGAUACUAUAUAUGUAUGUAUAAUAUGUAUAUGUAGUAUAUUUACUUGUAUUUUCAUAGAAUAAAUGAACAUUAACAGCAAAAGACCAAUGUUAAUAAUCACAAACUAUUUAAUAAUGAAUGUUAUAGUGUCUAAACUCUAAUCCUCCCUGAUAAAACUGACCCAAACAGCAAAUGCACUGCUUUUUUGGUCUUUGACCAAACAUUCAGGCUGCUUCAUACCUGAUGCACUGCUUCUUUAGGAAGAUAGAGUGGCAAUGAAAGCACUUCAUUUUCUAUACACCAUGUACCAACAUGUUACAGCUGUAAAAAAUAAAAUGUUAUAGCUAAAGAUAAUAAUAAGGUUUGUAAUAUUUUUAGAAAUUUCAAAAUCAUUGCUGUUAUCCUAAAGAUCAAAGCAGGAUUUUUGACCUUGGUGGAAAAAUUAUGUUUGAACGUUUAAGUUGUGAACCGAGUUACUAUAAUACUGUCAGUGUGAGCACUUAUAUUUGUGUUGAUUUGUUUCUAUCACUUCAUUUUUCUGUUUAUUCCGGUUGAUUAUUUCUUUGCUUAGUUCUGUGAAUGGACUCUUGGACGCGACGAUCUGGUGGAAAUGGUUACACCUGUGGUUGAAGUGAACUAAACACCUGAUAGAUUAAUACAAUAGCUCGUUUGGCUCGAGAAUGAUUAUAAGCCUCAAACUUUUUUUGUUUGUUUGCCGAUUCCAUCGAAAAUAAAAUAAAAUAUGAAAGAAG
Larimichthys crocea (large yellow croaker) is the source of this 2877-nucleotide messenger RNA. RefSeq names its product mannose-6-phosphate receptor (cation dependent) (gene m6pr). Gene Ontology annotation, molecular function: protein domain specific binding. The record is from RefSeq and is a predicted model, not a curated record. Gene Ontology annotation, cellular component: trans-Golgi network; Golgi apparatus; endosome. Gene Ontology annotation, biological process: protein targeting to lysosome. The transcript has 7 exons. Bases 348 to 1184 code for a protein of 278 amino acids. Lineage: Eukaryota; Metazoa; Chordata; Actinopteri; Sciaenidae.